Messenger RNA from Trichobilharzia regenti, 423 nucleotides. NCBI's taxonomy places the organism in Eukaryota, Metazoa, Platyhelminthes, Trematoda, Strigeidida, Schistosomatidae. The record is from the annotation of a GenBank genome assembly.
AUGUGGAAACUUUUCAAUGAAAUUACUGGCAAUAGUUAUAGUGUAUAUCCUCGCCCAUUGUUAACUGAUCUGAUAAAUGCUCCGCUUAGACUGCUGUCUGUUUGCUCUUUACUUGGCUCAUUACGUGUUGGUGAAUCUGGGAUUUUUGAAUGUUCCACAGAAAACUCAAGUCAUGCUUCAUACCUACAGUGGAUACUGAACGAUGAUACAGUUCUUCUAAAUGGUAAUCAGUCAGCAGAUGGUCGAUUUGCCAAUGAAAAUGGUAUCCUGACAAUGAGUAAUCUUACUGUACAGCAUUCUGGUGAAUAUCAGUGCUUCGAUCCUGAGACAAAUAGCAAUGUAACAAGCCAUCUAAAGUCAAUCUUUCUACUGGCCUGUGUAGUCACAAUAACCUCUAGAAGAUCAUAUUCCUACAUUACUUGA